AUGGGGCAGACACAGCCGACACAGAACAGUGAGGAGAUAGAUGUCAAGGCCAUUCAGGACAUGUACAGAAAGUUUGUGAUGGAGUGCCCGAGUGGACGACUUUUCCUGCACGAGUUCAAGCGAUUCUUCGGCGUGGAUCCUACGGGGGAAGCGUCGGAAUAUGCAGAGAACAUGUUUCGAGCUUUUGACAAAAAUGGGGACAACACCAUCGAUUUUCUGGAGUUUGUGGCAGCGCUGAAUCUGGUGUUUCGGGGAGAUUUGGAGUGUAAACUGCGCUGGUCCUUCAAGGUGUAUGACAAAGACAACAAUGGAUUUGUGGACAGGAAGGAGCUGCGGUCAAUAAUUGAUAGUAUCUACCGGCUGAAGAAAGGCCAGAAGACGGGCGGUCUGGAUGGACAGCUCACAGUCGAUGAGGUUGUGGAUCGAAUAUUUCAGGCUGUUGAUAGAGAUGGCGAUGGAACCAUCAGCAUGGAUGAGUUUAUUAGAGGUGCCAAGCAGGACCCCUGGCUCUUAAACCUGCUGAAGCUGGACAUGAACCCUUCCUUAUGGAUGAUGGAGCAGAGGAGAAAGAGUGCACAGUUCUAA
Cheilinus undulatus (humphead wrasse) is the source of this 585-nucleotide messenger RNA. RefSeq names its product guanylyl cyclase-activating protein 2-like. NCBI's taxonomy places the organism in Eukaryota, Metazoa, Chordata, Actinopteri, Labriformes, Labridae. The record is from RefSeq and is a predicted model, not a curated record. The transcript has 4 exons. Gene Ontology annotation, molecular function: calcium ion binding; calcium sensitive guanylate cyclase activator activity. Gene Ontology annotation, cellular component: photoreceptor inner segment; cone photoreceptor outer segment. Gene Ontology annotation, biological process: visual perception. Bases 1 to 585 code for a protein of 194 amino acids.